Messenger RNA from Morone saxatilis (striped sea-bass), 1134 nucleotides. RefSeq names its product zona pellucida-like domain-containing protein 1. Bases 1 to 1134 code for a protein of 377 amino acids. The record is from RefSeq and is a predicted model, not a curated record. NCBI's taxonomy places the organism in Eukaryota, Metazoa, Chordata, Actinopteri, Moronidae. Gene Ontology annotation, cellular component: cell surface. The transcript has a single exon.
AUGAUAGCCAGAAGUGAUCAGCUAAUGCUGAGUGAGUGUGGAAAAGAAGCAAGACGACCACAAGUCACUGACAUCGCAGUGAAGUGUGGUACUUCAUCCAUUGGUCUCGCGAUUCAGAUCUGCCCUGUCAUCUACACUGGCUACAAUGAGACUCUACUGAUCCUGAACCAUAUGCUGGACCCAGCCUGUAAAGCAACCCUUGAUGAUUCUGUGUCUCCACCUGUUGCUCGCUUCAAUUUCCCAAUAAAUAUGACCCACGCUUGUGGAAGCAUAUUCAGGACCACCAGUGCUACUGGGACAGGUAUAUUCUCAGACUUUUCCAACAUCCAGUCGGUCAACAUCAGCGGUGUUGUUCGGUCCAGCGAUCUUACAGCAGGCACAAUCACGUACAAUGCUGAGCUUAAGUACUACUACUCCUGCGCCUAUCCCUUAGAAUACCUGAUCAACAACACCCAGAUUGAUGUGUCUGCUUCCUCCAUCGCAAUCAAGGACAACAAUGGAAGUUUCAUCAGCACCUUAAGCAUGGAGCUGUUCAGUGACAACACCUAUACCAAACCAAUGGUCAUUCCACAGCUGGGGAUUGAACUGAGGACCAGUGUGUAUGUCGAGGUCAAGGCCACCAACUUGACAGGGCAGUAUCAUGUCCUGCUUGACCGGUGCUAUGCCUCAAUCUCCCCACUGCCUUCAAACUCCAGCUACUUCAACCUUUUUGUCCCCUGUUCAAAGGAUCAGUUCACCACCAUGAUUGAGAAUGGAGACAGCCAGAGUGCCCGCUUCCGCUUCCCAGCCUUUCGCUUCAUCGAGCAGCAGAAUGAGACUGUGUCCACCUACUACCUCCACUGCAUUACACGGCUGUGUGAAAAAAGCACUUGCAGCGCCUUUAAGCAGUGCAACAACAGACGGAAGAGGAGCACCCUGGACACAUCUGAAGAGGGCAUAACCCAGACCUAUACCAUCUCUUCUCCAGAGAUCAUCACCAAAACCGAGAACAAUGAGUCCAAGGAGCAGCCUCUUGUUGCCAAAAAACAAGGCAACUCUCCUGUCGGACUUGGUGUGGCUGUUGGCAUCCUUGCCUUUGCUUGCCUUAUUGCCCUUGGUGUUGCAGCUGUAUUUUACAAAAGGCUCAGGAACUAA